This is a messenger RNA of Amborella trichopoda, 1230 nucleotides long. RefSeq names its product cyclin p3;1 (gene CYCP3;1). Lineage: Eukaryota; Viridiplantae; Streptophyta; Magnoliopsida; Amborellales; Amborellaceae. Gene Ontology annotation, molecular function: protein kinase binding. The record is from RefSeq and is a predicted model, not a curated record. Gene Ontology annotation, biological process: regulation of cyclin-dependent protein serine/threonine kinase activity.
UCCUCAUCUCUCCCUCUCUCUCUCUAAAAACCAAAUUCUCUUGUUUCUCUCUCUCACACACACAUAAGGGAGCACCAUCUUACAACUUUCUUCAUGUAAAAUCCUUCCAAACACCAAAGGCCAAAGAAUUCCCCCAUUACAUUGGAAACUCCUCCCAUUUUCCUCUCAUAAUCUCACCCCUUCAUCUUCCUAAAGCACAACCAAUACUCCCUCCUCUCUCUCUCUCUCUCUCUCUAAAACAAUGUCUCUUUCCUGUCACAAACUUCUCACAGAUAUCUACACAUUCUCCAGUGAUGAAGAUGGAUCCACCCCACUAGUUAUCUCAGUUCUUGCCUCUCUGCUUGAAAGGGCCAUGGCAAGGACUCAAAGGAUUCAAGUUUCCUCAAAUUCAAGCCUAAUUGCCGGAUUCCGAUCGUUCGAUUCUCAGCAUGGUUUAGAAAUCACUGUGCAAUCCUUCUUAGAAAGAAUUUUCAGGCACACACGUUUGAGUUCAUCUGUGUUUGUGGUCGCUUAUGCCUACAUUGAUCGCCUCUGCCAAUUUCAUCCUGGUUUUCGAAUCUCUUGCCGAAACGUUCACCGCCUCCUUAUAACCACUGUCAUGGUUGCCUCAAAAUUCGUUGAAGACAUGAAUUACAAGAAUUCAUACUUUGCAAGAGUGGGUGGGUUGAGAAUAAGGGAGAUGAAUGCCUUAGAGGUCGAUUUCCUCUUCUUGAUGAAAUUCAAGCUGCAAGUCUCAAUCAAGGUGUUUGAGAGUUAUUGUUCACAUUUAGAGAGAGAAGUGGCGAUGGGAGGAGGAUACCAAAUUGAGAGGACACUUAACAAGCUCAUGUGUGGUGGUGAGAUCGCCUCAAAAUCGCGGUGCGAAGAACACGAGCUCAAAAAGCGGCCGAGCAUUGUUGGAUAAUGGCCGGAAAAGGCCUCCCGCUCCGAGAAGUCGGUCCUCCUCGAAAAAUGGCUGCAAUGUAACAAGAUGCUCAGAAUACCAUCUCCAUUUCAGAGGCCCAAAUUAGAAGCAAGCAUUGGUUGAAGAGAGAGAAUUCAUGAAUUAAAUGGAAUUUUUAUGGAAAGAGGGAAGAAAUUGGCUCGGAAAAUGGAAGAUCUAGCUUUGGAAAGGAGAAUUAAGAGGAACGCAUGUAUAGGUUUUGGCGAUCCCAAUAUCCCAUUCGUGGGUGUAAAAGUAGCAAGUUUCAACGUAUUAAUGAAAUUAUAAGCACAAGUUUUUAAGUGUCU